AAACAUAAAUAAAUAAAUAAAAUUAAACAUACAUAACACAAAUACAGCAAGAGGAAAGGAGGACUUAUGUAACCGUGCUGUUUCCAAAAUAUUUAUCAUAAAGAACUAAAAAUCUAUCACUUUUCUUAUUAUUAACUAAUCUAAGAGAUUUAAUAAAAACAUCAAUUUCUAUUAAAAAAUGUGAAAAAGAAGGCUGCGAACAGGAGAAUUUUUGUUUAUGGAUAAAAUAUUUUCCAUACAAAAUAAAAAAGUCAAUAAUGUAAUUCUCUGAUACAUCAGCCCCACCUCCAUAAUAACAAACGACAUCCUGAAGAUGAAAGGGUCUGGAAGAAGCAAUGUGGUUACCUAUAUGGAGAUAUACGUUUUUCCAAAAGUUUUUUGUACUUUCACAUUGAAAAAAUAUGUGAAUCAGCGUUAUGUCGAACGCACCUAAUAAUUUCCCAAACAGUACCGUGGACAUCAUUUCCGCUUACGACAUGUUCGUCCUACUUCGCGAAAGAUCCGGCGCGCAACCACGCGCAAUGUUUAGUUCCGCGCGUGCGGCGCAGUGAAAUAUGCCUUGGUGCAAGCAAGGAACUACAGACAAGCUUGUACGAGAGUUUUUACGCACUGGGGCCGCUGCAAGGAACAAGAUGAUGAAGAACUGGGGCGUGAUUGGUGGAAUAGCUGCUGCCAUGGCUGCUGGAGUCUAUGUACUAUGGGGGCCAAUUUCAGACAGGAGGAAGAAGAGAAAAGGUAUGGUUCCUGGUCUGCUUAAUCUGGGGAACACGUGUUUUAUGAACUCACUUCUCCAGGGUCUGGCAGCGUGUCCUUCCUUCAUCCGAUGGCUUGAAGACUUCACAAGUCAAAACAGCGCUGAUCGAGAGAGAACGGAAAGAGAAACUCAGCUGUCCAGAUCUCUGAUGCAGUUACUUAAAGCCCUGUCGAGUCAUGAUCCAGGAGAAGAUGAUGUUUUAGAUGCCGGAGGCCUUUUGGAAGCGCUCAGACUUUACAGAUGGCACAUCAGCUCAUUCGAGGAACAGGAUGCUCAUGAGCUCUUUCAUGUUCUCACAUCAUCAUUAGAGGAAGAACAGGAACGCCAACCCAGAGUCGCUCACCUCUUCGACAUGCAAACACUGGAGAAAUCUGUGGAGUCCAAAGAGAAAAACAUUAGUUGUCGAAGUGGAGGCCCACUGCAUCCUAUUCCUAGUUUAUGGAGAACUAGGCAUCCUUUUCAUGGACGGUUAACAAGUUAUAUGGCUUGCAAGCGCUGCGAACAACAGAGUCCUGUGCAUUAUGACUCUUUCGACAGCUUGUCUCUUUCGAUCCCUUCAAUACAGUGGGGUCGACCUGUUACUUUGGACCAGUGUUUACAGCAUUUCAUCUCCUCUGAAACCAUCAAAGAAGUGGAAUGUGAAAACUGCACCAAGCAGCAGGCUGGAGAGCUAGUAAAUGGAGAAGUGCUUGAGAGUCAGAGGACGACAUUUGUCAAGCAGCUGAAACUUGGAAAGUUGCCUCAGUGCCUCUGCAUCCAUUUGCAGAGACUGACGUGGUCUAAAGAGGGCAGUCCCAUAAAGAGACAGGAGCAUGUUCAGUUUACAGAAUAUUUAUCUCUGGAUCGAUACAAACACUGUAGUGCUGCUCAGAGCCAGCAGAAGACCAGCAGAACAAAUAAGGCCAAAGCUUCCGCAGACCCAAAGGACAAAGCCAUUGCUAAUGGUGUUGAUUCAGAGCACUGUAAUAACAACAAGCCACAGUCCAAUGGAACUUUCCCCUCUGUCUUUCUGCACUCACCUGGUCUAAGCUCACAACUUAACCUCACGUACGACUACAGCACCUCGGAGUACCUCUUCCGCUUAACGGCGGUGCUGGUUCAUCAUGGAGACAUGCAUUCGGGUCAUUUUAUCACUUACCGCCGCUGUCCUGCCGCUCCGCGUGGGACUUCUCCAUUCAGCUCGCAGUGGCUGUGGGUGUCUGAUGACUCUGUGAGGAAGGCCAGUCUUCAGGAGGUGCUCUCCUCCAGUGCAUAUCUGCUCUUUUAUGAGCGAAUGCAGAGGCCUGGUCUGAGGGUAGAAGAGUAGCAUUUCAGCGGACUUAGUUAAACGCCAGAGUGUUAUUAACUCUCCAUUCCAUGCUAUAUGCUACUUAUGGCCAAGUGGAUUUGUGCAUCCCAGUGCAUGAAGUUUGGCAUGCGUAUUGUUUUUUUUCUUUCUUCAUGAGAAAGAGAGAGAGAAAAUUUGGGUUUUGCAUAUCACAGAUAGCACCUUAAAGAGAUAGCUUACCCACUUACUUACCAUUUACUUGAUUCUUUCUGUCAAACACUAAAGAAGAUACUUUGAAGAAUGUUGAAAACUGGUAGCCAUUACCUUUUGUAGUAUUUUAAAUGUCAACGGCUACCGAAUAUCUUUUUAUUUUUUUAUUUGUGUUCAACAGAAGAAAGAAACUCAAUAGGUUGGAGCUACAUGAAGGGGAGACAUUUUUAAUUUUUGGGUGAACUAUCCCUUUAAUUUGGCUCUGUGUUCAUGGCAGUUGUUGUUUUAGUCAAUAUCUGAGAGUGUGAGCGAUGCUGGACAUGAUUACUGAUAUGGGAUUUACAAAUAUCUAAAGUUGGUUUCUGUCUGGAAAACAUCAGAUUUCAUGAUAAUGUUGCAAAAUGACCCAUAAUUGUUGCCUUGCUCAUUAAGCUAAUGAUUUGCUUGACAAAAGUAAAUUUUACAUGUUUCUCAUGCUGUUUUCUGUUUUUUUUUUUUUUUUAUAAAAUUGAUAAUGUGUCUGAAAAUAACUAUUGUUAAUGUGUUUAUGCAAUUCGCAUAUAAAGUUUUUUGUAACAUGUAAACGCCACUAAGUUGUUUUUGAUUCACAUUUUGAGGUUAAUUAGAGAAGAACACAUAAUGAUGGGAUGCAGCCACAUCUACACGUAGAACAGUUUUCUUAGAAAUCCUUAUUUUGUUUUGUUGAAUGAUCGACAUAUCCUUUGUCAUUUUAACAUAAGUGAACACUUGGAGAGGAAACUUAAACACGAAGUAGAAAAUUGUAACCUAAAUUUCAGCUGUUGAUUUACCAAAUGGACUUUUCUCUAAUACAAGCAUUUCAAUAUACAUCCACGUCCAGUGUUACUCUGUAAUUCUUUGUUAUAUGUUGAUUGUACAUGAUGCAGUUUGCACAAUUGUAUAUUUUUAUGAUACUAGCGUGUAUGAUUGUGUGGGUGAGUAUUUUUUUCACAUGUAAAUUAAUUUAAAUUAAAUAAAUUCUGCUACUGUCAAAACA
Molecule: messenger RNA, 3246 nt
Organism: Danio rerio (zebrafish)
Lineage: Eukaryota; Metazoa; Chordata; Actinopteri; Cypriniformes; Danionidae
Source: RefSeq, a predicted model, not a curated record